Molecule: messenger RNA, 6427 nt
Organism: Malaclemys terrapin pileata
Lineage: Eukaryota; Metazoa; Chordata; Testudines; Emydidae
Gene: SLC38A5
Product: solute carrier family 38 member 5
Exons: 16
Coding region: 1219-2715 (498 amino acids)
Biological process (GO): L-histidine transmembrane transport; serine transport; L-glutamine transport
Molecular function (GO): glycine transmembrane transporter activity; L-glutamine transmembrane transporter activity
Source: RefSeq, a predicted model, not a curated record
GUGGGUGUGUCCCCCUGCUGGAGGGAACAAACCCAGCUCUGUGUGUGUGUGGAUGUUGGUCCAUGCGUACCCGUUGUGUUGGGAGGAAGCAGAGGCAUGCAUGUGUGGAUUGUGUGUGCCGUGGGACUGGCAGGUGUGUGAUUGCAUUGGGGACAGCUGGCUGUGUGUGUGUGUGUGUGUGUUGGGGGGUAGGCAGGGGUGAAUUGAUCAGUUUUGGGAUAGGAGGUGCGUGUUGUGUGUUGGCAGGUGUGCGGUUGUACUGGGCACAGCCAAUUCUGGGUGUUGUGUGUGUGGGAGGGGGCACAGGAGGUGACAUGUAUGUGUGUCGUGCUGGAGGAGAUGUUGUGGUGUAGACCCAAGAGGCUGUGUGUUGGGAACACUUUAGAGUGUGUGUGUUGAACUGUAUGUUUGUGUGUUGAUCUGUGUGUGUUGGCAGAAGGAGGGGGGUGUCGUGCUGCAGUGGGUGUUGGUGUCCAGGGCCAGCAGGCUGUUUGUGUGUGUGUUGAUCUGUGUGUUGCAUGGCAGUGGGUGUUGUUGUGCAAGGCCAGUAGGUUGUGUGAGUGUGUGUUAAUCUCUGUGUUGUGUUGCAGGAGGGAUUGUGCAGAGCCAGUGGGCUGUGUAUGUCUGUGUGUUCAUCUGUAUUGUGUUGCAGGGAGUGUGGUUGUGCGGGGCCAGCAGGCUGUGUAUGUGUGUUGAUCUGUGUUGUGUUGCAGGGGGUGUCACUGUGCAGGGCCAGCGGGCUGUGUGUGUGUGUUGAUCUGUGUUGUGUUGCAGGGGGUGUCACUGUGCAGGGCCAGCGGGCUGUGUGUGUGUGUUGAUCUGUGUUGUGUUGCGGGGGGUGUGGUUGUGCAGGGCCAGCGGGCUCUUUGUGUGUGUGGAUCUGUGUUGUGUUGCGGGGCUGUCGUGUCCUGUGCCCAUCUGCACGUUGUGCGCCUGCCUCACGCCUGCCCGCCUGCGCAGGGUGUGAUUGGCCGGGGACGUCUCUUGGCGCGGGCGUGCGGCUGGGGGAGCGUGUGGCUCGGCGUGAGACGCCCCCCAACACACACACACACACACACACACACACACACACACACCGGCCCGACCCCGGAUCUCCCCGGCCGGCCUGCUCCCCCCUUCCCUCCUCGCACGGGUGGGAAGGUGACCCAUGCGCUGUGCCCCAGGUGUGAUCUCUGACACACACACCCCGUCCACACCCUGAACCGGCCCGCGUCCGCCAUGGAGCUGCAGAAGAUGGAGGAGCAGGAGGGGCUGGAGAUGUUAAACGGGUCUGUCCCAGAGUGUGACAAAGCCAGCGGCCUGGAAGAUGGGGACCCCGCAGCGGAGGUGACGGCGGCCGAGCAGGAGGGCUUCCUGCCCCACACCACCAGCAAGAAGCUGAGCCAGUUCACCGACUUCGAGGGGAAGACGUCGUUUGGGAUGUCGGUCUUUAACCUCAGCAACGCCAUCAUGGGCAGCGGCAUCCUGGGCCUCGCCUACGCCAUGAGCAACACGGGCAUUGCGCUCUUCAUCGUGCUACUGAUCUGCAUCGCCAUGCUCUCCGCUUACUCCAUCCACCUGCUGCUGAAAUGUGCCGGCGUCGUAGGGAUCCGCGCCUACGAACAGCUGGGUUACCGAGCAUUCGGCCCGGGCGGCAAGGUGGUGGCAGCGGUGGUCAUCUGUGUGCACAACACGGGAGCCAUGUCCAGUUACCUGUACAUUGUGAAAUAUGAGUUGCCUCUAGUGAUACAGACGUUCCUGGGCCUGACGGAGAACACCGGGAGCUGGUACAUGAACGGCAACGUGCUAAUUGUCAUCGUCAGUGUCUGCGUCAUCCUUCCCCUGGCGCUCAUGAAACAUCUCGGCUAUCUGGGGUACACCAGCGGGCUCUCGCUGACCUGCAUGGUCUUCUUCCUCAUCUCGGUGAUCUACAAGAAGUUCCAGAUCUCCUGCCCGCUGAACGGGACCGAGCCCGUGACCCCCCUCGUCUACUACAACGGGCACAACGCCAGCACCAGCGCCGCCAGCACCACUGGGGACGAGUGCACGCCCCAGACCUUCACCGUCAACUCCCAGACCGCAUACACCAUCCCCAUCUUGGCUUUCGCAUUCGUCUGUCACCCGGAGGUGCUGCCCAUCUACACAGAGCUGCGCAGAGCCUCGAGGCGGCGCAUGCAGAGCGUGGCGAACGUCUCCAUCCUGGCCAUGUUCAUCAUGUACCUGCUGACGGCCAUCUUCGGCUACCUCACCUUCUACGGGAACGUCGAACCAGAAAUGCUGCACACGUACAGCGAGGUGGAUCCCCUGGACCGGCUCAUCCUCUGCGUCCGCCUGGCCGUGUUGAUGGCCGUCACACUGACAGUGCCCGUGGUGCUCUUCCCGAUCCGCAGAGCCAUCCAGCAGCUACUCUUCCACGGGAAGGAUUUCAGCUGGGUUCGGCAUGUGAGCAUCGCUAUCUGCCUUCUGUUCUUGGUCAAUCUCCUGGUCAUCUUUGUCCCUAACAUCCGGGAUAUCUUUGGAGUCAUUGGCGCCACCUCCGCACCCAGUCUCAUUUUUAUCCUCCCCAGCAUCUUCUACCUCCGCAUCGUUCCCAAUGAAAAAGAACCGCUGAGAUCCAGGCCAAAAAUCCAGGCUGCUUGUUUCGCUGCCCUCGGCUUCAUUUUCAUGGUGAUGAGUCUCAGCUUCAUCGUGGCUGACUGGGUGACGACUGGACGGAGCAGCAGCGGGGGGCACUGACCCGCCCCCCCGCCGACCCCCGGCACAGACACAUGGACCCCACUGGGCCGGCUCGGGGGGCCCAGCCGUCGCUGGGGCAAGGGCACCGCCACCUCCCAUUGGCCCUUGCUCCGCUGCAGCCAUGGCAACGCUGAGACCAACGCUAGGGCCGCCCAUUGCCGACUGUUACCAUGGCAACGCUACAGACCCUGGCAGCGACUGGUGUCCAUGGGAACGGUGCCAAGGCCCUUCCAUCGACUGUUACUGUGGCAAUGCUACAGCGACUGGUUUCCAUGGAAAUGGUGCGAAGGCCCUUCUAUGGGCCACCUGUUACCACGGCAAUGCUACAGCUCCUGGCAGCGACUGGUGUCCAUGGGAACGGUGCCAAGGUCCUUCCAUCGGUUGACUGUUACCGUGGCAACGCUACAGCUCCUGGCAGUGACUGGUUUCCAUGGGAAUGGCGCUAAGGCCCUCCUAUGUGUGCCCUGUAGUCAUGGCAGCCUCCCAUUUCCAUGGGACAAAGGUCCUGAUUGGCCCAUCGGUGCCAUGGCAACGGCAGGUUCCCCACGACUACUGAGUCGCCUGACUACAGUGCAACUGGGUUCUCCUUAGCUCCCUGUCGCCGUGGCAACAUGGCAGGUCCCCAGGGGAACAACACCAGGCCUUUGUUGCUGUGACAACGCUUGGGCCACUGCUGGAGUGGGUGGGUGGGGGGUCCCAUAGCAACAGUUCCCUCCAGACAAUGCCUCCCACCUCUUUGGUUCCCAUGGAGACAGGAACACCCCCUCUCCCCCGCUUGUACUCAUUCCCUGGCAUCAGUCGAAGAGGGACUGUGAAUCUGACUGUGCCAGGGCGGGGGCCAGGUGGAUCCAUGGCACUCUUAUUUAUUGCUCUUAUUUAAUUCGGAGCCGGCAGCCAGACCAAAGAGCGAUGCCGGGCUCACUGCUGGGGCCAGGAUCGUGACACCCCCCCAGGACUCCUGGGUCCCAUCCCCAGCGACGGGGCCAUGGGCUGUCCACUUUUUUGUGCCUCAGUUUCCCCACUGGGAGAUAGGGGCGUGUUCCCAUCCUGCUGAGGAUUAACCCUCGAGUGUCUGAAUUCUCUGGGACCGGAGGAGACGCUGUUACUGUUACAGUAAUGGGGGAGGCAGGGGGUGAGCGUCCCAUGGAGCCUUAGGACACCUGGGUUCUACCCGGGACGCCUGGCUUCCUGAGCGGGGCUGGGGGCGGGAGGGGAAGCCGUGCGCCUACAGGCCUGUUUGCCGCCUGGGACAGGCCCCAACCACGGUGCAGAAUUCGCCCCAAGUCAGCACCCUCCCCCCACCACACGGGGGUGCCGCUGGUCGAGCCAGUUGAAUGCCCCCCUUUCAUCUGGGUGUCGGGGCGGGCGUUUAUCGAACCCUGGGUCUCGGUUCUCUUUUCAAACUACCUCACCACCCAGAGACAGCCGAGGGUCACUAAUGCUGCUCGCCCCAGCCCCUUCAGAGAGCAAGAGGUUAAGGACAGGGCUGUCGGGGGGGGGGGGCACCUCCCUGAGCGCGGAGUGGGAGACAAUCCAGGUUAGGUGCCCCCUCGGAGCCGGAGAACGCUCUGUCCGCCCUGUCGAGAAAUCCUGGAGCCUCUGCUUCCUCCUCCAGAAACGUCUAGAUCUCGUCCCAAUGGCUCUUUCUCCCCUCCAGAAAAAUCCUCGUGCCUAUGUUUUUUCAUCCAGAAACGAAUAGUUCCCACUCCGGCACCUCCUCUAGAAAAAUCCCGACACCUCUGCUUCUGCCUCCAGCUAUCUCUAGAUCUCACCCCGGUGGUGCCUCUCUCUCCUCUAGAAAAAUCCCAGCGCCACCACUUCCUCCUCCAGAGAUCUCUAGAUCUUGCCCCGACGCCACCAUCUCCCUUCUAGAAGGAUCCUUAUGCCUACAUUUUUUCCUCCAGAAACCUCUACAUCCCACCCUGAUGGCUCCAUUUCCCUAUCUAUCUCAUAGAGCUGGAAGGGACCUUGAAAGGUCAUCAAGUCCAGUCCUCUGCCUUCACAGCAGGACCAAGUACCGUCCCUGACAGAUUUUGCCCCAGAUCCCUAAAUGGCCCCCUCAAGGAUUGAACUCACAACCCUGGGUUUAGCAGGCCAAUGCUCAAACCACUGAACUAUCCCCCCCAGAAAAGUCCCAACACCCCCAGCCACAUCUGCACAGCUCCCCCACCACUGUGGCCUUAGCACUCAAUGCCUCUUCAGCCAGUGCCUUAAACUCCCACUCCCCCCCAGUGCAGCCCCCUGGCUUCACAGUAGCCAUCUCCUGCCCCCCAAAUUCAACCGCAACCCUGGUGAGUCUGCCCCCGCCCUGACACAGCAGUUAUAUUGGCAGAAAGGGGCCCUACAGAGACUCAGGACUCCUGGGUUCUCUCCCCGGCUCUGGGAGGGGAGUGGGGCCUAGUGGUUAGAGCUGGGAGCCAGGACUCCUGGGUUCUCUCCCUGGCUCUGGGAGGGGAGUGGGGCCCAGUGGUUAGAGCUGGGAGCCAGGACUCCUGGGUUCUACCACCAGUGCUCCCAUCUUCGCCCUCUCCAGAAACUGGUUUCUCCCUUUCUACUGGCGUAAUUUGGGUUUUCAUUUUGGAAGGAAGCAUUUGAGAAACAAACAUUUUCAGGCUUCCCUCCACCCCCUGCCCAAAAUACGAAACCCUCAAAUGGGAAAUUCUCGCUGUUUCAAACAAAAAUCUGCUCCCCCCCGCCCCAUGUUCUGAUUUUUUCGGAAAAGUGUGUGUGGGGAGGCCCCCAAAAUGACUUUUGUUUUGCCAGUGGGGGAAAUUGGCUGCCAUGAUAAACAAAUCAAGGCUCGGUCCAACUAAAGCUACCGCGCCGCAACAGAUCUGUCAGAAUCCUCUGGUUCCGGGUCUGGCCCGGAGCCGAAGAAAACAAUGACGUUUUGCGAGCCACCCGGGGGAACACCCCCCUUCCCAAAAUUGGGCGAUCACGCAACCGACUCAGAGCGACUGAUCUCUUUUCUUGGGCCGACAGCUGGGGAAAGAGACACGUUUCCGAACUUGUGCAGAGCUCAUGUUCUUCCCCUGGCAGUCGGGCUGGGAAAAGAGACGUGUCCUGUCCAGCCAACGCUGCCAACCCCCUCUUGUGUCCCCCCCCAAAUGUCCUUUCCCGGAAGGAGAAACAAGAAAAAGACCAUUUUGGAAAGCGGGAUUUUUGCCUUCAUGGGAGGAUCUCAAAACUCAGCUUUCCCCCUUACUAACUCUCAGGACGUUUGCCAAACCGUCUCGUUUCCUUUUCAGGGCCUGGCGUUGCCUGGGGCUCGGGGACGCUGGUAGAAGGGGCCCGGGUUCAGAUUCUGGGGUGGGUGGGUUCUAGGCCUGGUUAAUUCAGGGCUGGCCUGGAUGGAAUAAUCGCACCGGGGACAGCUCCCCGAACUGAAAACCCUUGUCCCGCCAGCCCCUAAAGUCCGCGUCUUGGUCCAUUGAUCCUGCCUGGAUUCACGUGACUCCAGAUGCAUGAGGCUUUACCGGGGGGGGGGGAGCGGGGAUAAAAGGGCCCCUCAAAGUACUAUUUUGGUCAGCACGUCGUCCCCAAUGCUACGGACAAAGCCAAAAGACCCCCCCCCCCAUUUCAGCAGGGGUUCCCCCCCAUGACUGGGGGGGGCAAUGCUGUGGGGAGGGGCAGCGCAAGGUGAAAGAGAUGCAUGGAGCCGGUGGCUUUUGUACGGUCGCUCUGGGUUUCAAUAAAUAACAACCGGACUUUU